Triplophysa dalaica is the source of this 3672-nucleotide messenger RNA. RefSeq names its product deoxyribonuclease II, lysosomal (gene dnase2). Gene Ontology annotation, biological process: apoptotic DNA fragmentation. Gene Ontology annotation, molecular function: deoxyribonuclease II activity. NCBI's taxonomy places the organism in Eukaryota, Metazoa, Chordata, Actinopteri, Cypriniformes, Nemacheilidae. The record is from RefSeq and is a predicted model, not a curated record. The transcript has 7 exons. Bases 2025 to 3155 code for a protein of 376 amino acids.
GCACUCAAAGCUGCCUGUGGUAUGGAACACGCACUUGAUGAGAGAUUUUUGCCAUCAGAGAGAGAUGAACAGAUGCACAGCAUGGGACGCUGUCCUGAAGAAAGCAGAAGUUGUGAAACUCUACUCCACCUUUCAGCAAGGUGCACAGAGCAACAACCACAAGUCGCUGACACCCACAUACCCUUCAUCCCUUACAAACUCAUUAAGGGCAUCUGAGCUAGCUGUCACAUCACUGUGAUUUAUUAUUGAGAUUUCGUUUUCACCAUUUACUUAAGAAAAACGUGAAUUACAUCAUUUACUUUUGUAUCAAAACCACAUUUAACUGUUACCGAAAAGCAGGCCUUUUACUUAAGCAUUUCUGUUGCAAGUUAGUGUUAAGUGCUCACUGGCUGAAGACAAUUGUCCCAAAUCUGUAAGUCAAACUGUGAAUUAUACAUAGAUAUGGACAUUAUAGUGUCAAUUCUUCAUUUAUUAAGACAGUGGGGCUGUUUUUUAGGUGUCAACCUCAUUUGUCUGUCUAUGUUUUGUUUUAAGGAUAAGGACAAGGUUCCAACAAACGUCUUAGUUGACAUGUUGAAGAUUGUUGUUACUAAGGGUCUGUUUAAUAAAAAGCGGGUUUUGUAUCUGGCUAAAGAAAAAGCUGUAUAGUAGCAGUUUAAAGUCCUAUUCGGGAAGAAACCACAUUACACACGUCUUCCUAUUAAAACACUUGAUUUUAGUCGUUGGUUUGUAUAAUAGAACAUUCCAAGACCUGACCUAAAGUGGGUGUGUAGGAUAAUGCAGUCAUUCUGAAAUUGUGUACAUAAACUCACUGCAGAUAAAAUGGACUAUAGCGACCUCUUCUGGUAUGACGAUAGAAGUACAGCUCUGACAUCGGCACGAAACAAAAUAUUUUUUAAAAACAAGUUAAAAGCAUAAAUUUCAAGACAACAAAGUUAUUCUAUAGAAUUAUCAACAUUGUAAAUGAUUAAGUUAUUAACAAUAAAAAUGACAGACUCCAAUGGAUUAGGGUUGCAGCAAUACAAGAGGCAAUAAAAUAUUCUUAAGAGCCAAACUUUUCGAUUUUAUUUUAUGACAUUGCGAUUUAUAACUAAUGUAGAGUUUUCUCAUGAAUGCUAAUUAGACCACAACCUCACGAGACAGAAGCAUUUGGUCAAAUUUCUUCCGGCGUUUAGUUUCUGUUCCGUUGUCGUAAUAAAGUGCUUCCUCUAGGAGUCGCACCACAAAGCAAAAUUCUCCCAUUCUCUCGCGUUUAAAAUUUUCAACAUUUGCGUUGAAUUGUAAACGAAAUCUUAGUUGAUUUAAAGUUUUGUACCUGGUAUACAACUGCAAAUGAUGUACGAUGUCUAAAAUAUAUGCCCUAUUCAACGCAUUGUAGACAACGAUGAUUGGUUAAUCCUGACUAGUGUUGAGAAAAGUAACUGGUAGCACCUGACAACGCGUAGGCUGUUUGAUCAUCACACAAACAAGUAAUGAUGUUGAGGAACAUAGGUUGACACUCAUUUAAAAACACUAAAGAAAAUUGAAACCCAUCGAAUAUGACCGACUAAGUCAGCACCUUUUCAUGACCUUCUUAAACUGCCACGCUAUCCACUUAUUGUAUAUCAACGUUACUGAAAUGAAUCAACCUGCUACAUGUGACAGAAACUCCAAAUCCGGGUUUUAAAGUUUCGCUCUCAGAUGAACUGACAUGAACUUACAGUUCAACAUCAGCAGCUGUACUGCCCUCUCCUAAGGUAAAGUUAACCUUUCUGUCAAUACUUUUUAUACCGAGAGUUAUUCAUCAGCUGUUCGGGGAUCAGUCGUACUGUCCGUGUUUUUUGCCCACAUAACGUUGAUGUGCUUUAACAGUACAAUUACUUUACUGAGUAGAAUAACGAAUUACAUUACAAUGUAACAGUUUUGACUUUUAAAAUGCAGUUGUAACAGUGUAUCAAUAGUGCAGAGACACAGUGUUACGUUGUUUUUUUUUCAGUUUUUUAUGUACUCUGUUAUGAAACUGUUCAGGUUCUUUCAUUUCCAUCAUGUUGGUUCAUGUUCUCCUGCUGCUUCUACAUGUAUGUGGAGGAGGUGCGUCUCCCAUUCAGUGUUCUGAUGAUCAGGGGAAACCUGUCGACUGGUUUUACCUGUACAAACUGCCACACCCUCAUCGUACGCCUGCAGAGGAGGGGCUGAAGUAUUUGUACAUGGAUGCAGGGAGUGAAGGAUGGGCUGAUGGGAAGACAUUAAUAAAUGACACUCAAAGUGCUGUUGGUAGAACAUUAGCGCCUCUAUAUGAGGGUGGUGAUGUUGGGUAUAUCUUAUAUAAUGAUCAACCCCCACAGAAGAAGAAUUUAGGUGCAGGCAGGACCUGCGGCCACACCAAAGGUGUUGUUGUCUUUGAUAAACAACAGGGCUUCUGGUUGGUCCACAGCACGCCUCAUUUCCCCCCUCCCAAAACAGAGGGAGGUUUUUCCUACCCCAGCUCUGGGAUAAAUAACGGACAGAACUUCAUCUGCGUCACUUAUCCUUUCGAGCGCUUUCAGACGAUCGGUGAGCAGUUAAAUAUCAACCAGCCUCACAUAUAUGACUGCAGUAUUCCCGCUUCCCUGGCCGCCGCUGUACCUGCUAUGGCACAGCUCUGUAAACAUACCCUGGGCAGAUGGGAAAACGCUUCCUCCUCACCAGCCAAUCGCAGCAUCUCGCUCCUCUCAUUGGCUGGAUCAGAGUUCAUUAGCUUUGCCAAGGGUGCAUCCUUCGACAAUGACCUGUAUCACUCCUGGGUGGCCCCCACGCUGCAGUCCAACCUGCUGGUGCAGUUCUGGCGUCGCUCCACGGGCAUCCUGCCCUCUGACUGCUCUCAAAACUGGAAAGUCCUAAACGUGGAUCUCAUUUCCCCGGGCCAGCGCGUCACAUUCAAGGCCACGGCGGACCACUCUAAGUGGGCCAUCAGUACCGACGGAGGGCACGUGGGAACGUCUGGCAGCUGGGUCUGCGUGGGAGACAUCAAUCGUGACGAGGCGGAAGAGAAGAGGGGCGGGGGGACGGUUUGUCAUCGAGAUGCUGUGGUGUGGAAGGCCUAUCGUACGGCCGCCCUGCAGUGCGAGACCUGUGAUGGUAAAGUCCAGACUUGCGAUAAAGCUGUUAUGAUAUCACUGAUGAAGAUGAGUUCAUGAGACACUUCAACAAAAGCAUAAUGAUUGCAUGAUAGGUGUCAACAGGUAUGAUUUAGAUUUUAUAUAACUGAAUGUGCUUUUAUGGAACGAUGUGACCGACACAAUUAAGAUAACAUGCAAUAGGACUGUCAAUUUAUGAUUAUAGCUUUUAAAUUAUGUCGCAGCUUGAGGAGAGAACCUGCUAUAAAUCUUAAUUUACUUCAAUAGUUUUAUGUUAUCGAGAUCAUCAUUUAAUUAAUUCGUUUUUUAAAUGCAGAAGAUCUAAAAAUGCAAAUUUGCAUCUGUAAAGAAACCAAACAGAAUUGCUUAAAUAAUGACGUUGGUUAUUAUAUGAAUAAUGUUUUAUAAUGUCUGCCAGUAAUGCUGCAGAAGUGACACUCUUGAACUUCACUGGGUAAAAACUCAAUAAUCUUAGGUUGAAAUGUGUUUAGUACAGAUUCAUGUUUUCAUUGACACAUCUGUAUAAAGUUUUGACAUUGUAUCAAGAAAACAAACAAUAAAUCAGAAUAUAACUGUU